Molecule: messenger RNA, 309 nt
Organism: Spirometra erinaceieuropaei
Lineage: Eukaryota; Metazoa; Platyhelminthes; Cestoda; Diphyllobothriidea; Diphyllobothriidae
Source: the annotation of a GenBank genome assembly
AUGGUGCGUCAGCUGUACGAUGACAUGAUGGCGCGAGUCACGGAAAAUAGAGCUGUCUCAGAGGCAUUCCCAGUGACCAACGGAGUGAAGCAGAGCUGCAUCCUCGCGCCUACCCUAUCCAGUCUCAUGUUUUCCGCCAUGCUGAUGGACUACUACCGUGAAGAAAACUUUGGGAUUUGCAUCGCCUACAGGGCGGACGGUCAACGCCCCAAACAUCGGCGGAUGCACCUCCAGUCGCGUGUAUCCACGACCACCGUCCACGAACUUCUGUUCGCCGAUGACUGGCCCUCGAUGCAACUACUGAAGUAG